AUGAAUUUUCUUCCAUGCUGGCUGCUGCUUUUGGGGUAUGCCGUUCCAUCUCUUGCCGCGACUCCAGAGGAUUGGAGAUCGAGGGCCAUCUAUCAGGUGGUGACGGAUCGUUUUGCAGUUGACGAUGGCUCGACCAAUACCCCUUGUAAUCCGGGGCUGGGCCGCUAUUGCGGAGGAACAUAUCAGGGUCUAAUCAAGCGUCUUGACUAUAUACAAAAUAUGGGGUUUAGCGCAAUCUGGAUAUCCCCGAUUACCAAACAACUCCCCCAGCAUACGGUGGACCUUGAUGCCUAUCAUGGCUACUGGCAGCAGGAUAUAUAUCAGUUGAAUGAACAUUUUGGGGACCCAGACGACCUGAAGGCGCUCUCAAAAGCAUUGCAUGAUCGUGGAAUGUACUUGAUGGUUGACAUAGUUGUCAAUCAUUACGGGUGGGCCGGGCCUGGGCCCACUACAAAUUUCACGGAAUUAUCCCCGUUUAAUGACGAGCGAUAUUUUCACACCUACUGUCCAUUCUCUGAGCCGGACAAUCAGACCAAUGUUGAAGAGUGCUGGCUGGGCGACGAAGUUAUUUCCCUCCCCGACCUUCGGACUGAAGACGACGAUGUUGUGGACAUAUAUUACGAUUGGAUUAAGAGUCUUGUCUCGAAUUACUCUGUUGAUGGUCUUCGAGUUGAUACUGUCUUAAAUGUCGACAAACAAUUUUUUCCAGGAUUCAGCAACGCCGCGGGCGUUUUCUUGACGGGCGAGGUCACGUCCGGGGUCUCCGAUUAUACUUGUCCAUAUCAACAGAUUAUAGAUAGUGUUCUCAAUUACCCCAUUUAUUGGCCUCUGACCCGCGCGUUUACAUCGCCGGACGGUAGUAUUACCGAUUUGCUCGAGGAGAUUUAUGCGGAUCCGACCUUACUUGGAAGCUUUUCAGAAAAUCAUGACGUCCCAAGGUUCCCUUCUCAUACCUCUGAUCUAUCGCUUGCGAAAAAUGUGAUCGCGUAUACAAUGCUCACAGAUGGCAUUCCAAUCAUUUAUGCAGGCCAAGAACAACACUAUUCGGGAGCAUUCAACCCUGUCAAUCGGGAAGCGGUUUGGUCGUCUGGCUACAAUACCGACAGUGAAUUGUACAAGUUUGUCACGACCCUUAACACGAUAAGGAAUUACGCCAUUCGACAAGCUACGAACUAUACAAUUUAUCUCAGUACACCCGUAUUCAAUGACACCAACACACUUGCUCUGCGAAAGGGCUUUGAUGGAACUCAGAGCCUUUUAGUUCUAAGCAAUCUAGGAUCACAGGGGAAGCAUUAUAGUGUGACCCUGGGCGACACUUUCCAAGCCCAUGAACAAGUCACCGAACUAAUUGGCUGUUCCAAUGCAACGACGGAUGGCCAUGGCGGCCUUGCAGUACAGAUGGGCGGCGGAUUACCCAAGAUGUACUAUCCCAGCUCUCUCCUGAAGGAUUCUGGUCUCUGCGGCUUCCUUGGGAAAGCAGCAAAGCCAACGGCGCCGCCUCCAUCGACACCGACACAUGGACCGGUAGCUCCAAAACCCCACCACAAGAGUUCGGCCAACUCUUUGGUGGAAAUGAUUCCACGCCACCACAUCUGCAUAGUGUUUUUGUUUACAUUGCUCAUUCGGGGGAUUAUCGACUUCAGCUCUGGCAAAUGA
Molecule: messenger RNA, 1656 nt
Organism: Xylona heveae TC161
Lineage: Eukaryota; Fungi; Ascomycota; Xylonomycetes; Xylonales; Xylonaceae
Product: glycoside hydrolase family 13 protein
Exons: 9
Coding region: 1-1656 (551 amino acids)
Biological process (GO): carbohydrate catabolic process
Molecular function (GO): alpha-amylase activity; calcium ion binding
Source: RefSeq, a predicted model, not a curated record